Molecule: messenger RNA, 318 nt
Organism: Symbiodinium sp. CCMP2592
Lineage: Eukaryota; Dinophyceae; Suessiales; Symbiodiniaceae
Source: the annotation of a GenBank genome assembly
AUGGUAGUCCACACGGAAUCCUUCUCUCCGACCGCCCCUGAGCCUCAGACCCUGUGCUUUGAAAUCGGGGUGCUCGUGCAGGAGGGACGACAGCAGCCCACUGCCGGCAUAGGAACCGUCAGCUGGAGCUGCGCCCACGCUGUCGACCCUCGAGCUGCGACGCUGUGUGCCUAUGCUGCAGGCUUUCUGGCUAUCGUAGCCGAAGGCCACGAAGCUUGUCGCCAAGUGCUUGGCUCAGCAGAACUGACUUGUCAAAGCGUGGACAUGAUCAGCGAUGGUCUUGCAUGCUGUACACGACAAGAAGCUCUAUGGUGUUGA